Molecule: messenger RNA, 942 nt
Organism: Daucus carota subsp. sativus
Lineage: Eukaryota; Viridiplantae; Streptophyta; Magnoliopsida; Apiales; Apiaceae
Exons: 4
Coding region: 190-792 (200 amino acids)
Source: RefSeq, a predicted model, not a curated record
UUCUGCUAAGUCUUGCUCUUUUUAUUAUCGGUUGUUAUGAUUCUGAGGUCUGAGCAUAUGUUUUCAUCUAAUUAGGUCUGCAUUUCACAUCUAGAAGCUUAAACAUCGAAUACGUAGUUUGUAUAUAUAAUAAGCCUCAUGUAAUCUUAGGACAGAAAAAAUAUUUUCUGCCAGUUACAGGGUAAAAAAAUGGCAACUCCAUUCAUCACUAAGCACAACCUCGCAAUUCUAGCUCUGAUUGCUAGUUUCGUGUUUUCCUGCACUGUUUCAGGGAAUUCAAAUGAGUAUUUCCCUCAAGGAGCUGUCAAUGGAAACCUACCUCAAACAGGAGCUGCAGGCGGAUAUGUUCCUCAAAUAGGUAAUGCAGGCGGAUAUGUUCCUCAAACAGGAACUGUAGGCGCGGAAGAUCCUGCUGAAGUUGUUUCCAAGGCCCUGUCAUGUUUCAACAAUAACUACGUUUAUAGUAGCUGUGAGCAAUCCUACAGAUUGACAGAGAGCGGAAACAUCAACGUGCCACCAGAAUACACUGAUCAGUACUGCCACGGAUCGUGCUUCAGUGAAACAAACCUUGUGCUCAAUUGUAUUGACAACAUAUUAUCCCACUUCUUGUUUUACAACAGGGCUACAAUAUAUGACGUGAAGGCCACGAUCAAGGCAGGAUGUAGCUAUGGUCCAGAAAGAGGUAACUUCAAUGUGGAAGAGCAUAUCCAAGCGAGAGAGAACAGUGCUCAGAGGGAUUCCAAACCUCUCCUGCUCGGGCUUCUAUUAAUGAUUAUGUACAUAGGGACAUAGUUUAGUGUUGUGAUCAUAAUACAUUUGAUCAGUCUGUACUGAGUUUGUAAAGAAAUUGUGGCUUCUGGCAUAUCAUUUGACUAUGUGGCUUAAUUUAUCGUCCUUUUAGAUUCUUUUGUGAUUCUGAUUCACUAAUGCCGAUUUCACUUA